AUGAAAGUCUACCAAGAUGUGAAUGAGGAAGGAAUUCUAUGCGACCUUCAAACUGGAGAGAAUAUCAAACAUCAUUCAGGCUCUGUAAAAUGUUCUUGUACUGCGGUAUUGGUGGAUCUGAGUAAAAAGUGGGAAGUAGGUGUGAUAGAUGAGAUUCAGAUGAUUGGAGAUGAUUUCAGAGGUGGCGCCUGGACCCGGGCAUUUUUGGGGCUAAAUGCUGAAGAAAUCCACUUGUGUGGAGAGAGCAGCGUGGUGGAACUCAUUCAACGACUUUGUGAAAGAACAGGGGACAAAUUGAAAAUGGUGGAACACCAUAGGAGAAGCCAAUUGGUUGUGGAAGAUGAAACCCUAGUUCUUGGGGAAAGUGAAAUUGAAUCCGGAGACUGCUUUGUUGGAUUUUCAGUGCGUAAACUGAAAGAAAUAAAAAGAACAAUUUUGCAGCAGGAGCCUAAAACGAAAUGUACUCUGUUAUACCCCAGCCUCCCGCCAGAACUUAUCAUUGAAGCAGCUGAAAAAUUCUUGAAAGAUUCUGAGUCCCACAAAGCCGUGCUUUUAGCCACUGAUGCUAUUGCAAUGGGCUUUGAUUUUCCAAUAAGACGAGUCAUUUUCACAGAGACGGAAAAGUAUGACACCCACGAAUUGUCCAAGCGUCCUGUGAAGAUUGAGUUAAUGAAACAGAUUGCUGGAAGAGCUGGUCGAGGCAGUGGAAAUGGGUAUUGUACAGCUACAAAUACUGAUAGCCUAGAAUACUUAAAGAAAUGUCUUGAAGCUCCCACUGAAUCCAUUAACGAGCCUGUUUUAGACUUGGAUCCAAGAACAGUGCCCAUGCUCAGCCAUCGUUGGAGAAAGCUUGGGGAAUUUAAAGAUUGGACUUUUGUUCAUUAUAUUGAGAGGAUUUGGGAAAAUGGACAUACGAAAGCCGGGUUCGAUGACUGUGACCCAGUUGUCUUUCGGUUCAGGAAAUUUCAAACCGAAUUUUUGAAUCUGGCCAAUCGGAUCGCACUCAAAGAAUUGAUGCCACGCAUAACCUUGUCUGACUUCUUCAAGCUCUGCAACUGCCCUUGUGAAGAGCCACUUAUUGUUGUUUCUUGGAUGACCGACAUGUUUUGCAGAUUUACAGAAUGUUCGUUCAACUAUCUCAACGGUGCCUUCGACUAUAAUGUGAAUGAGUAUACGUUUGAAGGCGUAUAUAGCUUGAUUAGAGCUUACAAGUAUCUCUAUAACCAGUUUCCCCAACAAAGAUCUCUCAUGAUUCAUUAUGAUCGCCUCCCAGAACUAGAGUUGCAGAUCAAGACAAUUAUACAGCUGAGAGAUAAGAGAGAGGAAGAAACGUGGUUACGCUAUCCCAAUAAAACAACGGCUGCAGCGCAGCAAAGUCCCCGUCAAAGAUUGGAAGAACAGUCUUGA
Molecule: messenger RNA, 1407 nt
Organism: Cryptomeria japonica (Japanese cedar)
Lineage: Eukaryota; Viridiplantae; Streptophyta; Pinopsida; Cupressales; Cupressaceae
Product: ATP-dependent RNA helicase SUV3L, mitochondrial-like
Exons: 1
Coding region: 1-1407 (468 amino acids)
Biological process (GO): RNA catabolic process; mitochondrial RNA 3'-end processing
Cellular component (GO): mitochondrial degradosome
Molecular function (GO): RNA helicase activity
Source: RefSeq, a predicted model, not a curated record